AUGGCGCUUCUGAAUCUGAACAGUAGGGGCAAUAGCAGUAGAAGUCAUAUCAGUAGCAGCGGUAGCAGCAGAACCAGUAGCAGUGGCAGACACAGCUAUAGCAGUAAAAGUAGCGGUAGCAGUAGUAGACGUACCAGUAGCAGUAGUAGCAGAAGCAGAGGUAACAAUAGCAGUAGUACAAGUAGAAACAGUAGCAGUUGUAGUAGUAACAGUAGUAGCACAAGUAACAGUAUCAGCAGUAACAGUAACAGUAGCAGUAUUCAUAGUAGUAGUGGUGUCAUCAGUAGCAGUUGUAGCAGUAUCAUGUCAGCAAUAACAGAAGCAAAAGCAGCAAUAACAGUAGCAGUAGUAAUAGUAGUAGUAGUGGCAGCAGUAGCACAAAUAGCAGUUGUAGCAGUAGCAUGGAGCAGCAGUAGCAGUAACAGCAGUAGAAGUAGCAGCGGAAGGAGGGGCAGAAGUAUCAGCUGCACAGGCGGUAGGAGCAACUGUAGCAGCACCGUUAUAGUGGUAGCAGAAGCAGCAGUACCAGACGAAAUAAAGCAGUCGCGGUAUAUGCAGUAG
Messenger RNA from Mercenaria mercenaria, 561 nucleotides. RefSeq names its product putative protein TPRXL. The coding region runs from base 1 to 561 and encodes 186 amino acids. Lineage: Eukaryota; Metazoa; Mollusca; Bivalvia; Venerida; Veneridae. The transcript is spliced from 2 exons. The record is from RefSeq and is a predicted model, not a curated record.